AUGGAUGAAAAUCUAAAUGUUGAAGAACCACCACCUACAAAUCGUCGAUCUGUUCGAUCAUGUCGUUUAUCAAUUGUAAAACCCAAACCAAGUAUUGAAAAAAAAAUUGAAGAACCUAUUCCAAUUGAGGACGAAAUCGAACAAGAAGAUCCACCUGAUAUAUAUCAAAUAGGAGAUAUUUUCUGGGUACGUGUUGCAGGUAAUCCAUGGUGGCCUGCACUUAUUUAUGGUUCAUAUUAUGAAGAUAAUAUUCACACGAAAAUACUUAAAACUAAUCAUCGAGGAAAGAAACGUUCAUAUUUUUUGUAUUUUUUUGGUCCUACUUUUGAAUAUAUAUGGACAGCUGCUAAUUUAUUAGUACCUUAUUCUGGUUUAGAUGAAUUUAUUCGUCAUGCUGAAACAUCUGUACAAAAUGCAACAACAAAAGGUGAACAAGAAGCAUUAGCAAAUCGUUUUGAACUUAAAGUAGCUGCAAAUAAACGUGCUCAAUGGGAUAAAGCAAUUGAAGAAGCUGAUCAAGCAUUUAAAUUAACUCGUGAAGAUCGUAUAAAAAAUUUUGAUCAAAUUUUAAAAAAGAUUUUAAGUAAAGCAGAAAAAAAUAAAUCAAACAAACGAAGACAUUCUUCUGUCGCUACAACAGGACAAACAAGAAAAACUUUAUCACCAUCUGCAGAUAAAACAUCAAAUCGUUCAUCAGUCAAAAGACAAAAAACAAAAUUAAUGCCAACAUCAUCACCGCCAACAUUAUUACAUGUUGGUUUACCUACAUUAACAAAACGAGAAGAAAAACGUCUUGUAACUGAUCUUCUUAAUCAUUCUAAAAAUGAAGAAUUAACAUUGAAUGAAGCUUUAUCAUUUACUUGUCAAUUAGUAACUAAUAUAGUUAAAGAAAAUUCUCAUUAUGAUAUGUCAUGUGUACAAAUUGAAUGGUUCUAUGAUUUUCUUCAAAAAUAUCCAGAUAUUAUUUUUAAAUAUUCUCAUUGGUUUAAUGAAGAUAUUAAACCAAUAGAAGAUGAUCCAAUUUAUUUCAAACAAUGUCAAAUAAAAUCUCUAAUUGAAAAUUCGAAAAACUAA
Molecule: messenger RNA, 1074 nt
Organism: Adineta steineri
Lineage: Eukaryota; Metazoa; Rotifera; Eurotatoria; Adinetida; Adinetidae
Source: the annotation of a GenBank genome assembly